AUGCGCUGCAAUAUCGGAGCUGCCGUCCUGGCGGCUAUUGCACCACUUGGCGCACUCGCUGCCGACUCUGUAGUCACCACAGAUCCCGAGACGGGUUUUACUUUCUCCUCGUACGCAGCUUCAUACGCCAUUGGCAAGACGCUGACCAUUCGUGUCGCCAUCCCGAGUAAUGCGACUCCCAACGCUCCAUAUGACGCCGUCGUCCAGCUUGCAGCACCUGUCGAGGUCGGAUGGACUGGACUCGCCUGGGGCGGUAGCAUGGUCCAAAACCCACUGACAAUUGGUUGGGCAAACGGCAACAGCGCUAUUAUCACACCUCGAUGGGCCACUGGCCACUCAACCCCAGCGGUUUAUAGUGGUGCGACGCUACAAGUCCUCAAGAUUGGCACACACACCAAUGGUACGCACUGGCAGGUCACCGCAAAAUGCACCGGGUGCACCUCCUACACAGGCGCAAGCGGAGCCAAGGUCCUCAGUCCCACGGGGUCCAAUCGCCUGGCUUUUGCAUAUUCCAAAAGCAAGCCUUCGAACCCAUCAUCGGGCUCUUCUAGUUUCCCUGUCCAUGACGUGACUAACUACUGGAGUCACGAUUUCGCCGCGGCGCAAAACGUAAACUUUGCUGCCCUUGUUGCCAAGAACAGCUGA
This is a messenger RNA of Truncatella angustata, 645 nucleotides long. RefSeq lists its product as uncharacterized. The transcript is spliced from 3 exons. NCBI's taxonomy places the organism in Eukaryota, Fungi, Ascomycota, Sordariomycetes, Amphisphaeriales, Sporocadaceae. The coding region runs from base 1 to 645 and encodes 214 amino acids. The record is from RefSeq and is a predicted model, not a curated record.